This is a messenger RNA of Sparassis crispa, 1113 nucleotides long. RefSeq lists its product as hypothetical. Bases 1 to 1113 code for a protein of 370 amino acids. The record is from RefSeq and is a predicted model, not a curated record. The transcript has 6 exons. NCBI's taxonomy places the organism in Eukaryota, Fungi, Basidiomycota, Agaricomycetes, Polyporales, Sparassidaceae.
AUGCCACGCUCAUCCACUACUUCUCCCCGUAGGCCUCGUUUCUCGGCUAAGUUCGCUCUUCUGAAGUCAGAGCUCUGCCGGAUUCGUUUCCUCCCUACGUAUAAUGAGAGGAGUCACAAGUUGGUCCCGAUGCCUUACCCUGCAUACCCGAAUGGCGACGCUGUCACUCCGUAUUUGUUGGACUUCUAUGCGGAGAUGUACGAGUGGGAGAAGCCUCGCUGCCUGUGCGGACACCUCCCCGGUCGCAGUUCUCACCCGUGCCAGAUUAAAAUCCCCGAGUCCGACAAGUCAUUGAACAAGGGCCAUCCUGUUCUUAUAUGCUCCCAUUUUCUCUGUCCCAUGUUCGUGGACCUGUAUGAUCUCCUGGAGGAGAAUCCUGAUUUGGAAUGGAGAACAUACCCUCUUCGCGAAGCCGACCGCCCAUCCAGCCAGAUCACAGGGAUGGCCCGUAGUUGUUCGGCCCCACCGUCUCGCGCGCAGCAAAGAUUCGGCUCAGCGAUAAGGACAGUUAGCAACAAAGAUAUCGUCGUUGAACAUUCAUCUCCAUCUCUGCUGGCUCAACUGAGUGGAGUGAGUAGUCAAUUCGACUGGCAGCCUCCUUUCAAGCAAGCGUCGCCCACAUGUUCCCCCUACGUUCGCGGUGAUCAUCCCCUCCAUGCUGCAGUACCCCAAGAGCUCUGCAGUGCACCUUCAUCCAGCUCAUCUUCGACUCAAAACUCUAUGAGCUCCCCUCCUCUUAGCCAGUAUGGGGCACGUCAAGAAACCCGGCAGGAGCUUGGUCCGGAUGACCCACAGCCUCCCAACUGCUAUGACCACGGCUAUCUUGACAGCCUCGAGCGCUUUUGGUCACCGCCUCCGAGCAUCAACACUCUAGCUUACCAAGUCGAAGCACCAUCUGUGAAUGAGGCUUCCCGGCUCUUCGGCCUGCUAGAUGCUACUGUGGACCCAGGUGUCAGGUACACAGAAUUAACCCGCAUCCUCACUCGCUGCCCGUUCUGCGAGAAGUUAAUGUCGCAUCGCGCACUUUAUUCUCCUGGCCAUGCAUGCUCUGAGUACUUCACGACAGCGAAGGUUGGCACCAAGCGACACUAUGUAGAUUUGACGACGCCGUGA